GCUGCUCCUCUGUGCAUCCGCGGAUCCCCCUGCGUCUUUCAGGAACGCUCGGCAUCCACCGUUGAGCUACCUAGCGUAUCGCAUACCUACCUAUCUACAUAGUACAUAUGGAGCUAAGCUCGCUGCUACACCUCGUAAGAGGUUCAAUUCAAACCAGUUUGUUUACAACUUCUGAAAGCUGUUUGGCCACAAUCCCCAUCCAUUUUCAUUCCAUUGGUCAACCAACUUAUUCAAUUACGUUACCGUAUUGACUUAUUUCAUUACUUCAUUACUUCAGUCUAAGCGGAGCUUCGAAGCUCGUCGUAUUUCCAUUCCACUCUUCGUUUAUAACGUACGAAUAACUUUAUUCGGUCAUCUCUCAUUGAGACCAACUCUUUUACACUCGUAACCUGUCUGAUAACUUUUCAUUUAUUUUCGGAGGACUUCUUGAAUCCUCCUCUACAGCGAUCUAACAUUUACCUGGUUGAUCCAGGGACAUAACAGCGGGAAAUUCGGAGUCAGUUGCCGUAACGGUUACUGUCAUGGGUGGCGAAACUAUGAAGCCGAAGGUCAUUUCGACCGAUUAUCCCCUCCGGGCACCUACCCCGGUUGGGAAACGGAUAUCCCAUAUCUACAAGGACCGCAUUACUCAGUUCUACUCUAAGGGACAAUGGGAGAAACAAAAUCUCCUUGCUAUGAUGUUCGAGGGCGUCGCAUCUGGACCUCCUCAUGUUCAGCUCUCCACAUGGCCAGCUCCAAACCUCUCAAGGCCGACAUUUGAGGAGGCCGUAGCCGGCGAGUACAAAGCUGCUUCUGUUGGUCAAACCUUCGGUCCAUCUUGGUCCACCCACUGGUUCAAAGUCGUGCUCCGCGUUCCCGCCGAGCUACGGGAUAAAGAACACUUAGAAUUCCAGUGGGACUCCAACAGCGAAGGCAUGGUUUGGACCGAAGACGGAAAGCCGCUUCAGGGUCUAACCGGCGGGGGUGAACGUGUCGAGUGGAUCCUCCCAGACUCCUUCAGAGAUGGUAAGGAACAUACCAUCUACAUAGAGAUGGCCUGCAAUAGUAUGUUUGGCAAUCCAACUGGAGGUGAUACCAUCCAACCGCCCGACCCCAACAAGUAUUUCCAACUUGUCAAGGCCGAUAUUUGUGCCGUCAAUCUAGACGCCCGGCAGCUCUGGAUUGACACGUGGAUCAUUGGUGACGCUGCGAGAGAAUUCCCCGAAGAUUCGUGGGAGCAGCAUAAGGCCUUGAAUGUCGUCACGAAUAUUAUCGACUCGUAUGUUCUCGGCGAUAAAGAGUCGAUCAAGAAAGGCCGUAAGAUCGCACAGGAAUAUAUCGGAUCUAACGUCGACUCUUCUAAGGUUUAUGAUAGCGGGCUUGUCCCUCAGGUGUUCGGCAUUGGCCAUUGCCAUAUCGACACUUGUUGGUUGUGGCCAUGGGCUGAGACGAAGAGAAAGGUGGCGAGAUCCUGGUCGAACCAGUGCGACCUAAUGGAUCGAUACCCGGAACUUAACUUUGCUUGCUCCCAAGCACAGCAGUAUAAAUGGUUGAAAGCCUUAUACCCUUAUGCAUUUGACCGGGUCAAGCAAAAGGUUAAGGAACGCCGAUUCCAUCCAAUUGGCGGUAGCUGGGUUGAACACGACACCAACUUGCCGAGCGGCGAGUCUCUCGUCCGACAAUUUCUGUACGGUCAAAGAUUCUUCGAGAGCAAUUUCGGAGAGCGCUGCCGGACAUUCUGGCUCCCUGAUACCUUUGGGUACUCGAGCCAACUUCCUCAAAUAUGCCGACUAGCCGGUAUGAACCGUUUCCUCACACAGAAACUCAGCUGGAAUAACAUCAAUAACUUCCCCCAUACGACAUUCAACUGGGUUGCCCUUGACGGAAGCCAGGUAAUAUGUCACAUGCCGCCAGCUGAGACGUACACCUCGGAAGCCGAGUUCGGCGAUGUUAAGCGCAGUGUUUCUCAGCACAAGUCGAUGGACCAGGAUAGCACUUCGCUAUUGGUCUUUGGCAAAGGUGACGGUGGCGGCGGUCCGACUUGGCAGCAUAUAGAGAAGUUGAGGCGUUGCCGUGGUAUCAGCGACCAAGUUGGCCGUUUGCCUAGAGUGCACCUAGGAAACUCCGUGGAUGACUUCUUUGACAAGCUCGAGGAGAAGGGUGAUAGCUUGGUCACUUGGUAUGGCGAGCUCUAUUUCGAGCUUCACCGCGGUACAUACACAACCCAAGCCAACAACAAACGUAAUAACCGUAAGUCGGAGUUUAUGUUACGAGAGCUUGAAUUAUUAGCUACGAUCGCAUCUCUUAAGUUCAAAUCCUACAAGUAUCCAAAGGCGGCGUUCGAUGAGAUGUGGGAAGCAGUUCUUCUCUGUCAAUUCCACGACUGCCUCCCGGGGAGUGCUAUUGAGAUGUGCUAUGACGACUCGGAUGAGCUAUAUGCCAGAGUAUUUGAGCUAGGCAAAAAUAUUUACGAAGACAUCUAUCAACUCUUCGGUGUUACCGAGGUAGGGUCCGCAGCGUCUGGGAGCGAAACUUUCGCACUUAAUACUCUCCCAUGGCACAGAAAGGAGAUCGUGGAACUUUCUGAGUCCGAAGUAGGCGUCGCUUGUGGUUCCGAGAACCUCAUCAACAUCAAACCGUUCAAGACAGGAGCGUCCAAGGCUGUUACCGUUAAGGAAAUCAGGGAUGGUGUCUUCGUCUUGCAGAAUGAUCAACUUACGGUUCAGGUCGAGGAUGGUACAAUAACCUCACUCUUCGAUCGCAAGGAAAAACGCGAAAUCAUUCCUGAGGGAGAAAAAGCCAACCAGCUCGUCAUUUUUGACGACAAGCCACUUUACUGGCAAGCUUGGGACGUCGAGGUAUACCACCUCGAUACCCGCAAAGUGGUUCCCUACGGAAAGACUAGAAUCCUCGAAGAGAAAGACCAUCGGGUCAGCGUCUUGACGGAAGCACAGAUCAGCGAAAACAGCUCUAUCAAGACAGUUCUAAGCCUGUCUGCUGCUCUUGAUGGCCAGCAGUCGUUUGUCGAAUGUACUGCCCAGGUGGAUUGGCACGAGACCAUGAAGUUCCUGAAGGUCGAGUUUCCUGUGAAUGUUAGGAAUACCGAAGCCUCUUAUGAGACCCAGUACGGUAUUGUUAAGCGACCCACUCAUUACAAUACCACCUGGGAUAUGGCGAAAUUCGAGGUUUGUUGCCACAAGUUUGCGGACUUGUCGGAGCAUGGCUACGGUGUUUCAAUCCUCAACGACAGCAAAUACGGCUUUGCUACUUGUGGAAGCCUUAUGCGCCUAUCUCUCUUGCGAUCUCCGAAGGCACCCGACGCACACGCAGACAUGGGGAAGCACAAAAUCCGCUGGGCCAUCUUGCCUCAUCAAGGUGGAUUGGGUGCGACAACCGUUCGCGCCGGAUACAACUUCAAUCACCGAGUCAAGAUCCUUGCAGCCCACGAGACGUCUGACGUCUCUGCACUUAAAAAUUACCCUGUCAGACUGACCGGUGAUGACUCUCUCAUUCUGGACUGUGUGAAGCGUGGAGAGGACGAUGAAGACGUUUCUCGCGACAGUGCACUCCCACGUCGUAAAGGACAGAGCGUUAUCAUCCGGAUAUACGACAGUCUCGGCGGCCGUAGCACAGCAACGGUCAAAACGAUAUGGGAUGUUAAAAACGUGUUCAAGACGAACAUCUUGGAAGAUGACGGGGAAGAGAUCAAGUUGAGCAAGGACGGCUCUUUCCCGAUUACCCUUAAUCCUUUCGAAGUCGCAACAUAUAGACUGCAGUUGUAAGAGGUUUUGAGCUAUGCAAAUAUUGGCUUGGUACUACACGUUAAAGCGGCCAGCCUCGUGGAGCUGAAGGUGGCAUUUCUUCAGGUGGAGUUCACCGGCAGUAGGAUACAAUACUUCACUCUGAAGUAAGGAUAACCUAGUUUAAAGCACCUGGGUAUGCGAUUUAGCUCAGAGGGUUCGUAAACGAGUAUCGGGGGACUAGCAGGCAAUAUUGAAGGCCUCCUCAGACAUCCGUGAUAAGAUCUUACCAUGUCUGUCUAUUCAGUUGACCCAGUCCAAGAGUCCAAAGUGUAGUCGAGAGGCCUUACGAAGCACCAGAGGAAUAGCGUUUUCAUCAAAUUGACUAGCCUAUUCAUAGUAUACCAUUGUUUCUUUAUGUGAGCUCGUUGUGAUUGUGAGCAUAACUUUUAUGUUAGGGUCAACGGUUAGGACUUCAAAGUCCUAGAACGCGAGUUAACACAUAUAAUAUUUGAGUUAAAUCGAAGACGAAUCAAACAUUAGGGCGCUGCAGACAGGUGUUUACGUUAAGGU
This is a messenger RNA of Daldinia caldariorum, 4292 nucleotides long. RefSeq names its product glycoside hydrolase family 38 protein. Gene Ontology annotation, biological process: mannose metabolic process; oligosaccharide catabolic process. The record is from RefSeq and is a predicted model, not a curated record. Gene Ontology annotation, cellular component: fungal-type vacuole membrane. Lineage: Eukaryota; Fungi; Ascomycota; Sordariomycetes; Xylariales; Hypoxylaceae. Gene Ontology annotation, molecular function: carbohydrate binding; alpha-mannosidase activity. Bases 522 to 3761 code for a protein of 1079 amino acids. The transcript is spliced from 2 exons.